AAGAGUUUUGACCAAAUUCUAUUUUGUCAACCAAGAAUUAUGUGAAGUUUCCCAAUUGACAUGAUUCAUACUUGAUUCACUUUCUCCAACAUUCAAUUAUUGGUAGUGUAAGGCUCUAUUGUAUACUUUCUGUAUUUUCAGGAGGAUUGCAAGGGGCUAAUUAUCAAUCUGUAGGAGCCUUCAUUGAGAAACAGGCUUCUUUCCAUAACACAGCAUACCAGAGACCACACUCAAUGCAUGACAGCCAUGCACCAAUGCAUGAUGUCAAUGCAACAAGAAGAGGCACACAUAUAGUGGCUCACCACCCUGACCAUGAGGCAAACUAUAACACACAUGGGCCUGUGAAUAGAAGACUUGAUGCAUCCAAUACUCAACUCAUUGCAAGGGAAAACACUAACUCAACUGUUCUCAACAGUGCAGUCUCUUCAGAUCACUUUCAAUGCGAGAUAUGUAUGAAGAAAUUUGCAAGUAAUAUAACACUGAAUAUACAUAGAAAUAUACAUACUGGUAAAAAGAAGAGUUGUAAAAUAUGUAAUAAGUCAUUUACAGACCCUGGAAACCUAAGUAGACAUAAGAAGAGAUAUAAUCAUUUUUGAAUGGAUGCGAGGACAUAUCUUAAAAGGUGAUAUUGUCUUGCUGUAAUCAUUAAACCAUCCCUUUAAAGCAACGACAACUCAUUAUAAUCAUAAGAUCAUCUAUUAAAGGGUUAUGACAACUUAUCAUAGUUGUUAAAACAUCUCUCUAAGGAUGAUUACUUAUUAUAGUUAUUAGAACAUCUCUUAAAGGGUGAUGACAACUUGUUAUAAUCAUGAAACCAUCUCUUGAUAGAUGAUUACAAUUUAUUAUAGUCAUUGGACAAUCACUUAAAGGAUGAUUACAAUUUAUUAUAGUCAUUGGACAAUCACUUAAAGGAUGAUUGCAAUUUAUUAUAGCCAUUGGACAAUCUCUUAAAGGAUGAUGACAACUUAUUAUAGUCAUUGGACAAUCUCUUAAAGGGUUCCGAUUAGCAUCCCGUAUAAAAACAAUAUGGCGGCUCCAGGCGAAUCAACUGGAUCAGUCCAUUUUUAAGAAAUAAGGGGAGUUCUGUAAAAUCCAGUUUAUUGAAAUUGUCUUUGAGA
Molecule: messenger RNA, 1118 nt
Organism: Owenia fusiformis
Lineage: Eukaryota; Metazoa; Annelida; Polychaeta; Sabellida; Oweniidae
Source: the annotation of a GenBank genome assembly